Molecule: messenger RNA, 1697 nt
Organism: Blepharisma stoltei
Lineage: Eukaryota; Ciliophora; Heterotrichea; Heterotrichida; Blepharismidae
Source: the annotation of a GenBank genome assembly
AUGAUUCUUACAAACAAAGAGAGAGAAAAGCUUCAUAAAGCCAUAUACUCAUAUCUUCUCUCCCAGAACUUCACUACAUCUGCCCAAGCUUUUAUGCAAGAUGCAAGCGUCACAGAAGACCCUAGCUCGUCUGAUCUGUUAGAAAAGAAAUGGUCAUCUGUCGUUCGCCUUCAACAAAAAGUCAUGUCAUUGCAAUCUGAGCUUGAUCAGCUUAAAGAAGAAAUGGUUUUUUAUGGGCCUGGCAAGAAAAUUUCAGACUCAAACUCAAAUAAGCUUGUAGGACUUCCAAGAGUCCCAGAAAAACAUACAUUGACUGGCCAUCGUGAACCUGUAACAUGUGUCGCUUUCCACCCAGUCUAUUCAGUCAUUGCUUCUUCUUCAGAAGACGCAUCAAUUCGUAUAUGGGAUUAUGAAUCAGGCUCACAUGAAAGAAGCCUUAAAGGUCAUACAGCAGCUGUAAAUUGUGUAGCAUUUGAACCAAAUUCUGGAAAUUUAUUAGCAUCUUGUGCAGCUGAUUUAACUAUACUUUCUCUAUAUAGCUGUUAUUUAUAUAAAAUUAAGGAAUAUUCCUUUUAAAAAUCAGCAAAUAAAUUAAUUUUUAUAAUAAAAAGAAUAUAAAAACUAUGGUCUUUCGACUCUUUUGAAUGCACAAAAACCCUUCAUGGGCAUGACCAUAAUGUAAGCUGUGUGCAAUUUUUCCCUGCUGGCGAUUUUUUAUUAUCAUGCUCAAGGGAUACUUCGGUCAAAAUGUGGGAAGUUAGCACAGGAUUUUGUGUGAAAACUUAUCAAGGACAUACAGACUGGGCGAGACAAGUUGCUAUUAAUACCUCAGGAAAUUAUUUUGCGUCUUGUUCUAAUGAUGAAACUAUCUUGGUAUGGGCCAUAGAUGCUCUGAAUCCUAUACAAACGCUUGCAGGACAUAGCCAUGUGGUAGAAAGCGUAUGCUUUGCUAACCAAAACGCAACAGCUAGCCUAUUGGAUGCUGAUUUUAGACAUAAAACAGAAGAAGAAAAAAUGAAUUCCUCAAGGGCGCCUGAGUUUAUUGUGUCUGGGUCUAGAGAUAAAACAAUCCGCAUAUGAGAAGCAUGGACUGGGAAUUGCUUAAUAGUUCUUAGAGGACAUGAUAAUUGGGUAAGAAAAUUGGUAUUUCACUUACAUCCCUCGUGAGCAAACAAAAUCAUUAGAGCAAUAACUAUUUUAGGUAAAAACCCAUCCUCCUUGAGUGAACAACGAAUUUUUUUAAUAUAAAUUUUUUAUAAAAAAAAAAAUUUAUAUAUAAGUGAUAAUUAUUAUAAAGAAAUCUCUAGCAAAUUCUCGUUUAAUUUUGAACAGCUUGCAUUUUAAAACAUAGAUUUCGCAAAUUAAAUUCAUUUCUACUUCUCAAUUUUUACAAAUUGGAUGUUUUUAAUUUUGAAAAAAAAUAUAUAUAAAAAUUUAAAAAAAAAACUAACCCCCUCCGAGCGAACAAAAUAUUUUUGUUCGAUCAGGAGGGAAGGGAGGAGUUAGGAGGAAGCUAUUUAUAUUCGUGUAGUGAUGAUAAAUCUAUUAGAGUUUGGGACUUGAAAACUGGAGGAUGCUCGAAAAAGCUGCUCGAUGUGCAUGGGCAUUUUGUGUUGUGUUUAGCUGUGAACCCAAGGUAUCCUUUACUGGCUUCUGGAAGUGUGGACAAGUCAAUUAAGAUUUGGGAAUGUCUUUAG